GAGUUGAACUGUCGCGGCAAGCCGUUGAGGGCGCUGUUAAUUGUGAAUCCACCCUAAGAUUCGGCAUCAGAAAUGACCAUUAAAAGUGACUAAAAAUGGAAGAUUAUGCAGAUUCCAACGUCGGAGAGUAUAGUAAUUCAACCCUUUCAAUCAAGCGUCAUGUGAGAUUUUUCAGGAUGUGUCUUCAAGCUCUGCCUUCGUCGUAUUCAUCUCUUGAUACAAGCAGACUCACCGUUGCUUUCUUUGCGCUAUCUGGUUUGGAUGUCCUCAAUUCUCUUGAUGUUAUUGAGUCUGAGAAACAAGAUAUCAUCAACUGGAUAUAUUCUCUUCAAGUGUUACCAGACCCUGAGAAUACAGAUGAGUCAUUAUCAAGAUGUGGUUUCAGAGGUUCUUCUACUAUUGGCUUAACUUUUAAUCCAUCAGAGAAAGACACUGCCACCUUCCAUCCCUAUGACUGGGGCCAUGUUGCGAUGACAUACACAGGUCUGGCAUCACUUCUUAUCUUAGGGGAUGAUCUAUCUAGAGUGAACAUGCCAGCCAUCGUUGCAGGUCUCAAGGCUCUCCAGCUUGAGGAUGGAAGGUAAGUUGCUUUAAAGCCUGUUUGUACUAGUUAG
Messenger RNA from Strongylocentrotus purpuratus (purple sea urchin), 614 nucleotides. Its product is annotated as geranylgeranyl transferase type-1 subunit beta-like. Gene Ontology annotation, molecular function: CAAX-protein geranylgeranyltransferase activity. Gene Ontology annotation, cellular component: CAAX-protein geranylgeranyltransferase complex. Lineage: Eukaryota; Metazoa; Echinodermata; Echinoidea; Camarodonta; Strongylocentrotidae. The coding region runs from base 96 to 584 and encodes 162 amino acids. The transcript has 4 exons. The record is from RefSeq and is a predicted model, not a curated record. Gene Ontology annotation, biological process: protein geranylgeranylation.